Malurus melanocephalus (red-backed fairy wren) is the source of this 1531-nucleotide messenger RNA. It is a transcript of the gene RHOF, whose product is annotated as ras homolog family member F, filopodia associated. The record is from RefSeq and is a predicted model, not a curated record. The transcript is spliced from 5 exons. Gene Ontology annotation, biological process: small GTPase-mediated signal transduction; cell migration. Bases 68 to 730 code for a protein of 220 amino acids. NCBI's taxonomy places the organism in Eukaryota, Metazoa, Chordata, Aves, Passeriformes, Maluridae. Gene Ontology annotation, molecular function: GTP binding; GTPase activity.
GGGAGCGGAGCCCCGUCCCGGCAGCGCUGCGCCCUCAGCGGGCCCGCUCCGCUCCCGCUCCCGCUCCAUGGAAGCGGCCAACGGGACCGUGCCUGAGGGCGCGGCGGAGCGGACCCGCGGCCCCGCGGCCGCCCCGUCGGGCAGGAAGGAGGUGAAGGUGGUGAUCGUGGGCGACGGAGGCUGCGGGAAGACGUCGCUGCUGAUGGUGUACGCCAAAGGCGCCUUCCCCGAGCAAUACGCGCCCUCUGUUUUUGAGAAGUACACSACGAGUGUGAUGGUGGGGAAGAAGGAGGUCACCCUGAACCUGUACGACACCGCAGGGCAGGAGGACUACGAUCGKCUACGGCCGCUUUCUUACCAGAACACAAAUGUUGUGUUAAUUUGUUACGAUGUCAUGAACCCCACCAGCUACGAUAACGUAGCAGCCAAGUGGUAUCCUGAAGUGAAUCACUUCUGCCGGGGUGUGCCUGUUGUGCUGAUCGGCUGCAAGACAGACCUUCGGAAGGACAAGGAGCAGCUGCGUAAGCUCAGGGCUUCCAAGCAGGAACCCAUCACCUACAACCAGGGUGAGGCAGCUUGCAAGGAGAUUAAUGCAGAAAUUUAUCUGGAAUGCUCAGCAAAAUGCCGUGAGAACAUAGAAAAUGUUUUUAAAGAAGCCACAAACAUUGCACUGAGUGCCAUGAAGAAAGCCAAGUGCCACAGGAAAAGGAAAGUGUGCUCAGUGUUAUGAUCUGGACUGCAGAAGAGCCAAGUGAUUGAGAUUUUCUAAACAGUUUAACUUUAGAAAACCGUUUUUUUAAAACAUUUGUAUUCCUAGGAUAAUUGUUAUUUUAAAAUUUUAAUUUUUGAUAUUUUUGCACUUUUUUUACACUGUUCUCACAAAGUUUUCAAAGCUGUUUAUCACAGUUAACUGAUGCUGUGUGCCUUCACCCAUCUGGCUUUUGCUUCUAAGUGCAAACAACUCCCUAUUUAAACUGCAGUGAACAGYAACUGCUACUUUAUAACUCAGUGUUGGGGUUUUUUCCUCUGCAAAACAGAUGUGACACAUUAGAGCUACAAUUUACUGUCUUUUUGCAGCAGAAAACCCCCACCUUUUAGAAGUAAUGUUAAAGCAGUUUGUCAGGCACCUUUGAAGAGAUAGAAACAAAGUUUUAUCUUAACAUUUUCAAGUUCAUUAACUUUAUGGCAGUGGAUUGAGUUGGCCUCAAGCUGUCCCCUGAGUGCAGAUGGAACAUCCACUACCUCCCUGGACCAGCUCAGAGUACUUCAGUGGUGCUGGAAUGGAAAGUGGCAUUUAUCAAUGGAAAUAUAGCAGUUGCUCCAAUUAAAAAAUGGAGUGUCAUGGGAAAUAGUUAAUUUACAGCACUCAAAUUUAGAAGUACUCCAAGCAGCUACUACAUGUAAGGUUAAGUCAGUCUCAUGGUAAACAUUUACAGCUUAUUUAAUACAAGACAGAUGCACACUGGAGGAAAUACUCAUUCACUCGUGAAAUCAUCUCUACUGCUAUAAAUUAAAGUUUUCCCUUUUGUGA